AUGUCCUCCGCAGCCCAAGAAGAAUUCAACCAGCUGGUGAACAGUAACCGCGAGCGCCACUCCACCCACCCAGAAGACCGCAGCUACCACGACCACGACUCCUCCGACGAAGCUCACUUCUCCGACUCCGAGCCCACCGACUACACCCGCAACAACCGCAAUCGCAAAACAUCCGACUCCUCCGACGAAGACGAAGAGCCCGACAACAUGGUCUCCUCCCGCGCGCCCACCUACCACAUCCCCAACACAGUCUUCGAAGCGAACACAGGGCCCAAGGGCGUAAUCGCCGACGCCCAGGCCUUCGAGCGCGCCCGCAAGAAGUCCUUCCGCCGCACCCUCCUCUCCCACUCCUCCGGCAGCGAUGAUGACGACGAGGCUCGCUUCCUGCGCAAGUGGCGUGCGUCACGCAUGCAUGAGCUGCAGAAUCGGAAUAGUCGUCGGCCGAGUCCGCGUGGUCGGCGAUUUGGGUCCGUUGAGACGGUCGAUGCCGUUGGGUAUCUUGAUGCUAUUGAGAAGGUCACAUCGGAGACGGUUGUUGUUGUUUGUAUCUAUGAUCACCAGUCGGAUGAAAGCGCUAUCGUCGAGGAAUGUCUCGUUACUAUCGCGUCCAGACAGCCCACUACGCGAUUUGUGAAGAUGCAUCAGGAUAUUGCAGAGAUGGACCACAUCAAGGCGCCUGCGUUGCUGGCCUACCGAGGCGGUGAUGUCUUUGCUACGAUUGUUGAUGUUUUGCGCAACAUUCCCCGUGGCCGCAGCUGCAGUGCCGAUAGUCUGGAGGAUUUGUUGAAGUUGUGCGUAUCUCUUUGCUCUACUAUCGUAAUAUUUUACUAUCGUACUAUGUGCUAA
Messenger RNA from Penicillium soppii, 846 nucleotides. RefSeq names its product phosducin family protein. NCBI's taxonomy places the organism in Eukaryota, Fungi, Ascomycota, Eurotiomycetes, Eurotiales, Aspergillaceae. The transcript is spliced from 3 exons. The coding region runs from base 1 to 846 and encodes 281 amino acids. Gene Ontology annotation, biological process: regulation of G protein-coupled receptor signaling pathway. The record is from RefSeq and is a predicted model, not a curated record.